GAAUUAUCCAUUAGAAACAAAUGUUAUAUAGGAGAUAUAUGUUGGAAUAAGAAAAGUGUCUUUUUUUGUAAAUAUGGUGAAACCAAAUCAAUAUACAAAGACUUCCCAUGAUGGAAACAACUUAGAAGAAGAAUGUCUCGAACUGGCAAAUAAGCUUAUUAUAAAUUGUAAUGUGCCUAUACCUCGUGUGAGUUGCCUUGGAGAUAUUCAUCCCGCACUGUUUACAGAACUCUUCCUCCGGAUUUUCAACAUAACGAUUCCAGAGUUAAAAAUGAACCCUGAUACAACAGAAGAGGAAGUCCACAAUGUUCAAGCUAUUAUUGAUACUUUGUCUCUGGAUAUUUUGAAUAUCUCUUUGUCUCAUAUUGUUGGAGAAGACAUUGUUGCUAGAGAUGUUUAUUCUGUGAAGAACUUCUUAGAGGUGCUAGAUAGUUGCUUGUUAUUCCUCAAGACUGAUUCAACAAAUGAAAACAAAACAGCCACGCAAUGUACAAUGAUAGCUUCUGAAGAUGCCAAAGAAGACAUCAUAAGCCAGCCUUCUGAAACUGGUUAUGAAGCUGGGGACAGUGACAGCUUAGACACAGAAGAAGCCAUUGCCCUUGGAGAUGACCAGUAUCUAAAAACUGUACGUCCCAUCAGACAAGAUAAUGAAAUAGUGGACAAAAAUGCUGGUAAUGAACAUGAAACAUCUACAUGUAAAGAGCAUGGAGUGAUCAUGAAGAAGGACUUAGCUUAUGCAGUAGAAAACAUUUGUCCCCUGUGUGAUUAUGUGCAGAAGAAUCAGUUAGCUGAAAAAAGACAAGAGAAAAGUGGUCCACCGGAGCUUGGUGCAGGGGACAAAGAUAACAUAACUGGCAGUAGCAGACCUGAUGACAAAGAUGUUUGUCAGACAAUACCAAAGGUCCUGUGCAGUGAGAGCAAUAGUAGUAGUAUCGGUAAACCACAUUUAAAACAGAAAGAUAGUUCAUCAUUUACUCCUGCAUCACCCUUAGAACCACCAGUGUUUUCUCCUGAGCAGGUUUUAGAUCCAGAUUUUGCAAAUAUAGGAAUUCGUAGCGAAGGGGGUGAAAAAAAGGUAGCUCUAAAGAGUAAAGGAAAAAAAUCAAGCCCCAAGUUUUCAUCGCACUAUACUGGAACAUUCACACAUCACAUGUACCAUCAUUUCAAAGAUUCUCUACCCAAGUCAGCUACAUGGCCACAGUCAGCAAACUCGGAAAAAGGAACUGACAUUGAGAAACCUAUUGACAGCAACAUGUAUAAAAGAAAGAUUCAGUCCCAACCAAAGAAAAGCUUAAGUCUACAGGAUCUCAGAAAAGGACAGUGGAGUAAACCUGACCGGAGCAAGUCUAUGGAAGAUAUUAGUUCAGCAGCAAAUAAACAGGAAAGAUCAGAAUAUGGUAUUCAGAGCACUUUGCCAUAUCAAGCAAGAAAGAAUGUUAGGUUUCAGUCUCUUCGGAGCAAUAGGAAUACGAAACUUUUAACACAACUCAAGUUAUCCAAGCCUUCAUUUUCUUUGAAUGUAAAAGACAAGAAUGUGGAAGGAUCUCACAAACCAGAGACCACAAAACCAGUCAGGAAACUGGCUACGGCAAAAGGAAUAAAAUCAGAAGUUCUGCUACCCAAACACUUACGUCGACCUUCUGGAAUAAAAAACCACAGAAGGAAAACUUCAUCCUCUGCUCCUCAGUCCAGUUCAAGUCUCUUGGCACCAG
Molecule: messenger RNA, 1712 nt
Organism: Limulus polyphemus (Atlantic horseshoe crab)
Lineage: Eukaryota; Metazoa; Arthropoda; Merostomata; Xiphosura; Limulidae
Exons: 12
Cellular component (GO): spindle pole; centrosome
Source: RefSeq, a predicted model, not a curated record